Molecule: messenger RNA, 186 nt
Organism: Caenorhabditis briggsae
Lineage: Eukaryota; Metazoa; Nematoda; Chromadorea; Rhabditida; Rhabditidae
Exons: 2
Coding region: 1-186 (61 amino acids)
Source: RefSeq, a predicted model, not a curated record
AUGAGCGAUUCUGAGGAGAAGGUUCCCGAUGUGGAGGUCGACUACACCAAGUACGACGAGGACAGCGUUCCAAUUCCGGAGAAGGAGAAGCCGGAGACUCAUCCAGGACGUCCCGAUUUGGACUACGACGAGACUCCAGUCGGACCAGCUCCAACUGAGUGCACUGAGGAGAAGAACGAUGAUUAG